Bathycoccus prasinos is the source of this 2322-nucleotide messenger RNA. RefSeq lists its product with no specific name. Gene Ontology annotation, molecular function: DNA binding; zinc ion binding. Bases 1 to 2322 code for a protein of 773 amino acids. The record is from RefSeq and is a predicted model, not a curated record. Gene Ontology annotation, cellular component: nucleus. Gene Ontology annotation, biological process: DNA recombination; DNA repair; DNA replication. NCBI's taxonomy places the organism in Eukaryota, Viridiplantae, Chlorophyta, Mamiellophyceae, Mamiellales, Bathycoccaceae. The transcript has a single exon.
AUGUACAACAUGGUCGGGGACAAGGUGAUGCCGAUUAUCACGCAGUUGGAAGUUCUCGUUCAAGAGCAAUCGAUCAUGGGGAACCCGCAGAAUUACGCGAAGAAGCAGACGAUUGGUGGUGGGAAUCCGCCGCAGCCGUUCGCGGCGCAGCCGUUUGGGCAGAGUAACGUCGGGUAUCAGAGUACCGGCGGGGGCGGGUACGGACACGGCGCGUACGGGCAACAACAACAACAAAAUCCCUACGGCGGAGGCGCCGGUGGUCAUGGUGGCGGAAACCAAAACGGCGCAGGCGGCAACGGGUACGAUUCUAUGGGCGCGAAACAAAACGAUAUGGGCUACGGGAGCAGUUACGGUGGUAAUCGCGCCGGAGGCGGUGGUCCAACCGGGAAAGUAGGCACCCAGUACGGCGGCGCGACGAAUUAUACGCCUUUACAAGCUUUGAACCCGUACCAACAAGGCUGGUCCGUGUGCGUUCGCGUGACGACGCCGAUUGAAGUGCGCACGUGGCACAACGCCAAAGGCGAAGGGAAAGUUCUCGGCUUUGACGUGGUCGAUGCGGAAGGCAGCGAAAUGAAAGUCGUGUGCUUUGGCGACUGCGCGUUGAACUUGGCGGAGAAGAUGCAACAAUACGGGGUGUACGAGAUUUCAAAGGCAACGUUAACGGCGUCUCGAAACCCGAGAUAUGCGAUCGGUGCGUACGAGAUGAAGUUGGAUCACAACACAGUCGUCCAACCGUUGCCGGAGAACGCCCAGGGUGCGAUGAAAAUCCCAAAGGUGCAAUACAACUUCCGCAACAUCAAAGAAAUCGAGACGUUGAUGAAGGAUACCUCCAUCGAUGUCAUGGGUGUCGUUCACGAAGUAAGUCCGAUUUCGAUGCAAAUGCUUCGAACGGGUGGCGAGAAAGCGAAGCGUUCGAUCAAGCUUCGCGACGAUUCCAGCGCGGAAGUGGAGUUGACGUUGUGGGGCGAACACGCCGACGGUCUCGGUCAAAAGCUCGAGACGAUGCUCUUCGAGAACCAGCACCCAAUCUUGGCGUGCAAGCGCGCGUGCGUCGGCGAGUUUAACGGGAAGAACUUGUCCAUCAGAAACAACACUGUCAUGGAUGUGAAUCCAGAUCAUCCGAAAGCGGGACAAUUGCGAUCGUGGUACGACGCUGGCGGAAAGACGGAGGACGUACAAGUCCUUUCCGGCGGCAUGGGCGGAGCUGGCGCCGUCGGCGGAAGAGGCGACAGAUUUGCCACCAUUCGACAAAUCGAAAACGAAGCCGCGAACGGUGGGUGCAGCAAUGCAUUCUGGGUCGUUUGCAGGGGUUCGAUCACGUACAUUCACAACAGUGACAAUGGGCCGAUGUAUCCCGCCUGCCCUAUGGAUCACGACGGACGCAAGUGUCAAAAGAAGAUGCGCCAGAACGAAAUGAACGGCAUGUGGGAAUGCGAACGACACUACGAUACCGUAAUACCGUCGGUGGAUUGGAGAUACCUGUGUACCGUAAAAUUGGCGGAUUAUUCCGGGGCGGUAAUGGCGAGUGUCUUUGGCGAGGUUGGUGAAAAGUUAUUUGGCAUGCCGGCGCCGGAUUUCAAACAUCUCUUGGACACCGACUUUCACGCGUUUGAGAAAAAAAGGGACGACAUCAGGUGGAGAGAGUACAAGUUCAAGUUGAAGGUUAACGAAGACACGUACAACGACAUGACGCGCGUGAAGUACACGAUUCAGUCGGUUGAACCAAUCUGCGACGGAAACUUUGCCGACGAGUCGAAAGUCUUGAUUGAAAAGUUGAAAAAACUUCACAACGGCGAGUCAAUCUUGGAAGAAAAAGUCGAUCGCCCGGCAGGUGGUGGCGGUGGCGCUCCGUCCGUCGCAACGAACGAAUGGAAGUCAGGCCAAGGGGGCGUUGCCAUGGGUGGUAACAUGGGUGGUGGCGCUGGUGGAUACAAUCAACAAAGCUACGGCGGUGAUGGCGGCGGUGGAGGAGGAGGCGGAGGAGGCGCUUCCGGGAACUGCUACAAAUGCGGUGAGCCAGGACACUGGGCGUCUAAGUGUCCCAACCAACAAACCACCGGCGGCGGCGGCGGUUAUGGUGGUGGUAGUGGAUAUGGCGGUGGUGGUGGUGGUGGCGGCGGCGGCGCUUCAGGAAACUGCUAUAAGUGCGGCGAGCCGGGUCAUUUCGCAAACAAAUGUCCGAACCAAGGCGGUGGUGGCGGAGCCGGAGGCGGCUACGGCGGCGGAGGUGGCUACGGUGGUGGCGGCUACGGUGGUGGCGGCUACGGUGGUGGCGGCUACGGUGGUGGCGGAGGCGGAGGCGGUUAUGGUGGAAACUAUUAA